AUGCUUAAAUUUGAUAAAGAACAAAUCAAAGAUUUAAGAUUUGAAAGAGACUUGAAAGAAAAAAGAAUGACGUGUUUAGAAAAUGCUAAAGAAUUCGUAGAAACUAAAUUUGAGACAAUGAUUUGGCCAGCGACUAAAAGAUGGAUUUAUCAUUCUAAUUUUACGUAUGAUCUUCUAAUAAAAGAUGGUUCUUUUAAUAAAGAUGCAUGUGAAAUAGUAUGUAAUGGAAUUUUAAGAAAACAAGAUUAA
Molecule: messenger RNA, 249 nt
Organism: Hepatospora eriocheir
Lineage: Eukaryota; Fungi; Microsporidia; Hepatosporidae
Source: the annotation of a GenBank genome assembly